CAAGUAUCGAUCAAUCCUAUAGACUUUCAGACCACUUUCUUAAAAAUGUGGCCAUUUGGAACUUCAAGCUCAACUAGCUCUUCCCAGCCUGCGACUUGCCCUCUUGGUCACGAUUCAUCAUCAAAAACCUCACCUCCGCGUGAUCACCCUACCCAGUUACCUACUGAUCGAGAAGUUUCUUCAAUCCCACGAUACCGAGAUGAUAGUGAAGAACAAGCCAAUUGGGUUUAUCCAUCACCAGCUCAAUUUUAUUCUGCUCUAGCAAGAAAGAAACAACAUUCUCCAGAAGUCAAUGAUAUGUAUACAGUAGUACCAAUUCAUAAUGCGGUCAAUGAACGGGUUUGGCAACAAGUUUUAGAAUGGGAAGCUAAUUAUGGCCAAGGUGCAUUUGAUCGAUGGCCAAGAUCUGGAAAAUCUGGUCCGAUGUUAUGUAGUUUUCGUGGAAGACCAAAUGAUCGUAGUCCGCGUGCUUGGAUGAAAGUUCUUUCUGGCAGGUAUCAGCCUCCUUUCGAUCGACAUGAUUGGGAAGUAGUCCGACCUACCGAAGAAAGGAUGCGAUACGUGAUCGAUUUUUAUCCCGGUCGAACAUACAAUCCUGAAGCUGGCACAUCGGCUACAUCAUCAUCACCUCCACCUAAUUUGGCUUUCUAUCUCGAUGUUCGUCCAGCACUUGAUAAUUGGGAAGGGAUUCGAAUGCGGUUACUUAAGACUUGGGACGAACUCAAGUUUGGUUCCACAUCUAGUCAACCUGAGAAACCAAUUACAAUUCCUUCAUCUUCAGCUCCUUCUCUCAACGGACCAGGCUUAUCAAAUCCUCAGAAUGCCUCCCCAUCGCAAUAA
This is a messenger RNA of Melampsora larici-populina 98AG31, 840 nucleotides long. RefSeq lists its product as uncharacterized. Gene Ontology annotation, cellular component: mitochondrion. Lineage: Eukaryota; Fungi; Basidiomycota; Pucciniomycetes; Pucciniales; Melampsoraceae. Bases 46 to 840 code for a protein of 264 amino acids. The record is from RefSeq and is a predicted model, not a curated record. The transcript has 2 exons. Gene Ontology annotation, biological process: cytochrome c-heme linkage. Gene Ontology annotation, molecular function: holocytochrome-c synthase activity.